Papaver somniferum (opium poppy) is the source of this 2923-nucleotide messenger RNA. RefSeq names its product CASP-like protein 4A4. Lineage: Eukaryota; Viridiplantae; Streptophyta; Magnoliopsida; Ranunculales; Papaveraceae. The transcript has 3 exons. Bases 117 to 698 code for a protein of 193 amino acids. The record is from RefSeq and is a predicted model, not a curated record.
UUGUCUAUUACCUUGACUGAAAGGCCAUACAUCUGAGGAAAUUUCCAAUGAACUGAGGGAGUAGUUGAAGAAUACUAUACAAUUCAACCAAAUUUGUUCCAUUUUGAUGAUGGGUAAUGAAAAUGGCAGGGGAAUCACAGCGUAUUAUCUUCUAUCCGUCUCAAGAACCCUUACCCACACCUUCACCAUUUACGUUCUCCGUUGCUGGUUCUACCACUUUGAGUUUGAGUUCUCAACCCGCUUUUCGUUACGCAAAUCUGUUUCUCCGGUUUGGUGGCUUUCUCUUUUCUUUCAUCUCUGCAAUAUGUCUUGUUUUUCCCUCGCCUCAGUACAGAAAUUAUGAGCCUUCUACUUUCCUUAAUACCGCUGAACUAACGUACUGUUUUAUUGUAUCAAUAUUGGCUUCAAUUUACUCAGCUUAUCAACUCUUCAAAGGAGUAUGUGACAUUGCAUAUAGAGCACGUUUUAUCUCCGACAAGAUGUCAGAUUACUCCAGCUUCAUUCUUGAUCAGCUGGUGGCAUACCUUCUCAUUUCAUCAUCUUCUAUAUUGGUACUCACUAUACAUCGAAUUAUACCUACAACAUCAGUUUGGAAGUCUGCGGUUGUCUCUGCGAGUAUGUCGUGCAUCACGUUCGUUAUAAUCGCCAUUUCUACCCUUCAGUCAGGUUACAAACUUUGUAAAAGACUUAUUUGGUGAUUUAUUCCUCCAUUUCUAAAGGUUGGAUUGAGGAUAACUUGAAAUCCAAUACUAUUCCUACACUUUCUGUGUGUGAAAGAGACAUUCCUAUUUUGAGAAUCAUUUUAGGAUUCCGAAAUUUCACUUAUCACAUUGCUCGGAAGGGAAGUUAAAAGUUAAAACAGACAGAUAUUUGGUGGUAUUUUAUAAUAGUUUAGUCCCACAUUUUUGCCUUUGGUUUAUAUUCCUCCAUACCAGUCUCACUAGCAUCGAGUUAAGCGUACAAGAUCUGCCCCAUUUUUUGUUUUUUUUUGCAUGCAGGUUGUUGAUGUGAUUUUGUUUUGGCAAAACGCAUAAGUGAAUCUGGUCUGUGAUCAGCAAAAUAGGUAUAGGUAAUUAUCAAGUGUAAGCUCAGCUGGUAGUCUUGUUUUAACCAGCUGGUCUGUGGAAAAAAAAAAAAAGCAAAACCAAUCAACUGUGAAUGGAAAAGGCUCAUAGUAUUGAGUUUGAAGAAUUUUGUGGUAGCUGAUAGCCAAUGUAGGGCUGCAAUGGCAAGACUGCUAAAGCCAAAUUUUCAUAUACUUUUUGUUUGGCUGAUACGGCUAUUAGUUUUGAGCAUCCAAUUCACAGCGAAUUGGAACCUAAUACCAUAUAAACAUAGUUGUCACUAUCAGUGUGGGACUAUUUUUAAGCGCAUGUCACACCUUAAGACUAUCAAGUCACACAACUCACCUUAAUCCCCUCACGCUCUUACAUUCUGCUUUCUUUAGCAAUGCUAUGACUUCUUCCUUCUGUCACCUCCAACCACUUCCAUCAGGGAAAGCCAUAGCCAUGAAGGAAGCUGCAAGCCAAUGUUUGAAAAAAGGAUUUGGACACAGUCUAUCGGUGCAUAAAGUCAGAUUGCCAUUGGUCCGUAAGUUUGGCACAUUCAAUAAUCAAUUACACAUGCAACGCCAUUUUUAUUUUUCUUUCCUUCCAAAGCAACAGUUAAAAAACAAAAAACUAUCAAAAUGAAAACCAAAAAUUACAACUGAAACGUUUUUGCUCCUAAGAAAUAAAAUGCAUAUAGGUCCUGUAAUCACCAUUUUGUAUGUAUUUAUUUACAGAAUGACAUUCCGUGUGACCCUCAACCAAUCAAGUGUAUUAUCUAUAAGAAGAAAACAGUGCAAGCAAUUUCCCCAAUACAGACAAUUUAUUUCCGACAAGUUCAGUCUUAUUGAAGGAGGUUAUACAAUGCACCUAUUCUAUGUUGUAAAAGGAGCUAGGCGCCAAGCCCAUCGCCUGGCCUGGCCUUGGGCUUAAGCGCUGCCAAAGGCGCACGCCUUUUACAACAUAGCACCUAUUAGUUUACUUUACUUUACUUUACUUUCUCUGAUAGCCAUAAUUAGAAUCUGUCUAUAGCUCAUAUCUAGUAAACCAGUUUACAAGGUGGGUCAGCCGCAUGAAAUAGACAUGGUUUUAGUGUUUUCCAUGCAUGUUGUCAGUUGCAUAAGGUUUCUUUUUGCAGCAUUUCUUUUGAAUUAUGCAAUACACUCAUUGAUUCAGCUCUAUAUGGUUUUUCAUUAUCCUUCUCUAUGCUGCAGCAUUUUCCCUUUUCUUUUGGUUCAUAUUUACCGGUUGCACCACUAUUUUAUUUACCAAUGCUGGAAUUAAUCCGACUAAUCCAAACUACAAAGCUUCAAAUUUUUUGCAACUCUUCCAACUUCAAGCAUGUUUGGGUUUUUGGAUUAUGGGAAUGUUUUGCUCUAUAGCACUUUGCGUGACCCUUUCUUUGGUUUUUAUUUUUCGGUCUGAUAAGGGGAUACUCUUAUGUGCACCAUCUUGAUGCGUUCAAGUCUUGAAGAGGACUUCUGGUGUGGCAGGAAGUUCUCCACUAUAAUGAGAACAUAAUCACAGCAGGAGGUUCGUAUCCAGUCGAUCCCCUAAGUACAGGCUCAACAACCAUGGGAAGCUUGCUGCAGCUCAAACUCAAUUCCUUCUUGACACUCUGGUGAGUUUGACACUAAGGCCUUGGAUAAGGCUUCCAGGUUCGGACUGUCCCUUGCUGUCAAGCCUUGAGUGUUCGUCUUCUGAAUAUUCAUUGUCUGGAAAUGAUCUUAGGCCCGUUGACCUUGUCUUUUGUUGGUGGAAAUACAGAAAAUGAAUAUAUAACUCAUACAACAAAAUGGAAAAUACUACGACUUGAAUUGUACUGUAAUGGUCAUAGUCGAUCUCCUACAUGCUUUAACAUAUCAAAUUAAAAGAAA